Molecule: messenger RNA, 4561 nt
Organism: Oncorhynchus tshawytscha (Chinook salmon)
Lineage: Eukaryota; Metazoa; Chordata; Actinopteri; Salmoniformes; Salmonidae
Product: cyclin-dependent kinase-like 5
Exons: 18
Coding region: 300-3290 (996 amino acids)
Biological process (GO): positive regulation of axon extension; protein phosphorylation; regulation of dendrite development
Cellular component (GO): dendrite cytoplasm; nucleus
Molecular function (GO): protein kinase activity; ATP binding
Source: RefSeq, a predicted model, not a curated record
CACUCAAAACUGUUGCUUGGCAGCGUUACUUGGUGGUGUUGUCAAGCGGAGGCUUACUGUUGCUGCAAUUAAAAUUCCUGCCUUGGAUGUGGACUAUGGGUCCAGUUCAUCACUUUACAAACACUGAGUGAGGAUGAUCCGGUGAGGGAAAACCAUUGAAAGGAGAAUGUGUCGCGUCCUGAGGCCCUCUGGUAGUCAACCCCUCCCAGGAGCCAGUAGACCAGCCCAGACCCCCCUCCUCUAGCUGGGACACCUCUCUGACCCCACCUUGGAGCUCACCCCAGCUGCCUUUUAACUUCAUGAAGAACUCUGACGUUGGUGAUGUUAUGAAUAAAUUUGAAGUCCUUGGGAUCGUAGGUGAAGGUGCCUAUGGAGUGGUCCUGAAGUGCAGACACAAGGAGACCAAUGAGAUUGUGGCCAUUAAGAAGUUCAAGGACAGUGAAGAGAAUGAGGAGGUUAAGGAGACCACACUCCGGGAGCUGAAGAUGCUCCGAACCUUGAAGCAGGAGAAUAUCGUGGAGCUGAAGGAAGCCUUCCGCAGGAGGGGGAAACUCUACCUGGUGUUUGAGUAUGUAGAGAAGAACAUGCUGGAGCUGCUGGAGGAGCUUCCUAACGGAGUGCCGUCUGAUAAAGUCAGGAACUACAUCUACCAGCUGAUCAAAGCUAUCCAUUGGUGUCAUAAGAACGACAUUGUCCACCGGGAUAUAAAGCCAGAGAACCUUCUAAUCAGUUCUGAUGACAUCCUCAAGCUAUGUGACUUCGGCUUCGCCCGUAAUCUCUCAGAGGGAAAUGAUGCCAACUACACAGAGUACGUGGCCACUAGAUGGUACCGCUCUCCAGAACUACUGCUGGGGGCUCCGUAUGGUAAGGCAGUUGACAUGUGGUCAGUAGGCUGUAUCCUGGGUGAGCUGAGUGAUGGCCAGCCGUUGUUCCCAGGAGAGAGUGAGAUAGAUCAGCUCUUCAUCAUCCAGAAGGUCCUGGGACCACUGCCUACUGAACAGAUGAAACUCUUCUACAAUAACCCUCGAUUCCACGGGCUAAGGUUCCCAGCAGUGAACCACCCCACCACUCUGGAGAGGAAGUACCUGGGGUUCAUCAGUGGAGCCCUGCUGGACCUCAUGAAGAACCUGCUGCUGUUGAGUCCUACAGAGCGGUUUCUAACGGAGCAGAGUUUGGACCACCAUGCCUUCCAGACACCGCGACCGGUGGAGCGACCUGGACCUCCUACACCAACACCAGUCCGCUCCUCUAAGAGGAAGCCUCAUCACACGGACAACAGCGCCCCCACCAGGAGUCAUGGUGUUAAGGGUUCAGACCACCACCGCUCAGCUAGUAGAGACUGUUCCAGCCUGCCCCGUCACGAAGACCCUCAACCUAGCAACGACAGCUUCCUGAAUGGCAACAGCUUGAGCCCCACCCUCCGCCUCAAGACCUAUGCCCCGCCCCCCCAGCUCCUGAAUCGCUCAGCCUCCUGCUCCAAGGACCUAGCCAACAACAACCUGCCCCACCUCCUCAGCCCCAAGGAGACCAAGAGCAACCUACCCCACCUCGUCAGCCCCAAAGAGACCAAGAACAAAGACUUUGACUUCACCUCCGGAGCCAAGGCCUCAGAUGGGCCGGGAGCCAAGUACCUCAAGUCCAACAGCCGCUCUCAGCAGAACCGCCAUAGCUUCGUAGAGGGAAAGACCAGCACCCUGAUGUCUGGAGACAAACACAGAGCCAGAGACCGAGACCGCCACAGCUACAUGGGGGAGCAUGGGUCCUCUAAGUCUGCAGGAGGGUUAGGGUUAGCAGGAGGCUCCUAUAUAAACCUUUCUAAGAGCCACGGGGCCCUCAACAACGCCAAGUCAGUAGGGAACCUUAGCGACCCACGUAUCCAUGGUGACGAUCCUCCAUCACGCUACUUCCCUACUUCCUGUCUUGACCUCAACGCUCCUGGCAGCCCGGCGACCGGUCAUCAUCGUCACAGCCCUGCAGGCCGGCGCUCGGAGAGAGAGAGCAAUACGCUAGACUCCUCAUCCCGACGCACCUCCUCACGACACAAGAGCUCUGAGGAGGCCAAGUCCCCUGAGGGAGGAGACCCGGGAGGAGGUGGAAGCCAUGGUCACUCUCUGUCCACCCCUCAUGAGGCCUUCCCCUACGGCCUGGGCUACACAUCCCCCUUCUCCUCCCAGCAUAGACCUCACCGCCACUCCAUGUACGUGCGGCGGGAGCGUCAGAGGACCCACGGGGGGGGUAGUGAGGGGGGGCUGGCGGUGGGACAGGGGAUGUCCACCAGAGCCUCCAGCCUCCAGCUCCUCUCCCCCCAGCUGCAGCACCGCACCCUGCCCAGGCACUCUGGAGGAUCUUCUACAGAGGACAUCACCAGGGUGGGGAUGUUCCAUGAACAGCACCCAGAGGACGGAGUCUCUUCUAAAGAAAACCGCAUCAUCUACAGUGAGUCCAUGCCCAGGAGGGUUGGCAGCUUCUAUAGAGUGCCGUCCCCGCGGCCAGAUAACGGAGGUCAGGGCAGCAGGGGGACAGGAGGGGGGGCAGUGGACGGAAGCACCUUGACCAACCAUCCCAAACGCCAGCCGGCCUUUGACCCCUGGAUGCGCCCAGAGAUCGUGGUGAUGAACCAAUCAGAGCCGACCAAAGAAAAGGAGAAGCAGGGCUUCUUCAGAGCAAUAAAGAAGAAGAAGAAGAACAAGUCCCAAAUGAACCAACCAGAUCCAUCAAACGCUCAACCAGGACGUCAUCAGGAGGUCCCAGGUGACGGGGCAGAUCACGUGGUCGUCCAGAAGUCCGCCCGGUCAUCGGGUCAUCAGAGCAGCCGCCACCGGAACCAGGAGCGGGACCAAUCACGGGAGAGAGACAGAGAACAAUCACGGGAGAGAAACUGGCCAUCAGAAAAAAUGGCUGAUGCACACUGUCAGAGCCAGCCACUCAAGUCUCUACGGAAGCUCCUUCACCUCUCCUCCUCCACCUCCAAUCAAACGGCCCCAUCUGAUAUGCGCUUCCAGCCCCUGCCCAACUCCACCUCGGCUAAAGCGGGUUUCAGUGAGGGUCCCAGUCGGAGCCACGCAGGCUCCAGCACCCCCCAGCUAAAGAGCAGGCAGGCCGCCUACCCCCUCCCUGGUCAGAUGGAGUCCAGCUGGCACAACUCGGCCCUUGGCAGAGCUGAGGGAAACCCUUACCCAGAGCAACAUGGAGGGAGGGAAGGCAAGGGGGGCCAGAACGGACAUGGGUUCGGACGGCCCUCACGCUCACGCAUUCCAAAUCUCAAUGACCUGAAAGAGACUGCUCUUUAGAGUGCUGCUUUAACCUUGACACCUGACCCCAGACCUCUCUCUGCUGCCCAGACCUCUCUCUGUUGCCCAGACUUCUCUCUGCUGCACAGACUUCUCUCUGUUGCCCAGACUUCUCUCUGUUGCCCAGACUUCUCUCUGUUGCCCAGACUUCUCUCUGCUGCCCAGACUUCUCUCUGUUGCCCAGACUUCUCUCUGCUGCACAGACUUCUCUCUGUUGCCCAGACUUCUCUCUGCUGCCCAGACUUCUCUCUGUUGCCCAGACUUCUCUCUGCUGCACAGACUUCUCUCUGCUGCCCAGACUUCUCUCUGCUGCCCAGACUUCUCUCUACUGCCCAGACCUCUCUCUGCUGCCCAGACUUCUCUCUGCUGCCCAGACUUCUCUCUGCUGCCCAGACUUCUCUCUGCUGCCCAGACCAGUCGGCUUCAUUGUUUCUUUUUUAAAGCUUCCAUAUUUGAUAGAAUUUGUAAUAUUACCUAUGUCAUUCUGAUUAUUAUAAUAUUUGUCAGUUAAUAAUUGCAAAUUAAUCAUAUAUGUAAAUGCUAUUUAAUAUAUAAAGUGUAUUUGUUAGAGUCUGCUUGCACACAAUUGAAAUAUGACAUUUUAUUUCACAGUAUUUGCAUUAUAUUUCCUUAAGAAUAUAUGAAGUUUAAAUUAAGGUUUUUGAUUGUUACAAUGUAGACCAUUCCUUCCCAUCAGUUAGUCUGUGCUGUCUCUUGACGUCCAGACUGAUGGAAGACGCUCUAUAGAGGGUUUAAAGCUUUAGUAUUUAGGACAAUGUUACGGCAAUGCGUUGUCCAUCUCCAAACAGAUCAGAUUUUAUAUACAUUGCUGUAGUUAGUAAACCAAUGUUCUGUGUUGACAAUCAAGAGAAUCUUGUGUUUGAUGUCAUUUGAUAGGAGAGGGCUAGUCUCUGGAGAAAUCCCAAGUUUUUGAUACAAUACUAACCCUAACCCAUGGUGGCCUGUGGUACCAUUUCACCUGUAAUACUUCAACUUAAUAGCUAUGUUUUCAUAAACUAUUUUUGUUGUUGAGAUUUAGAACAUUUGCAUAGCAAAUAGAUGCGACAAUUGCCUGCUAUGGUGAGUUUCCAUUUAACUAUCCUGUGUCGACACAUAGAAAAUAGAUGUGACAGUUGCCUGCUAGGGUGGUUUUGCAUCUUGUGUCGAUAAAAACAGCUGGACGUAAGGACUUCACAUAAAACAGAAGUGGUUGAAUUGUUUCCAUAACCGUUUAGGCAAAUUGCGCAUUAAUAAAUUGGUGACAGCCUGUA